Messenger RNA from Peromyscus maniculatus bairdii (prairie deer mouse), 1717 nucleotides. It is a transcript of the gene Foxd4, whose product is annotated as forkhead box D4. Lineage: Eukaryota; Metazoa; Chordata; Mammalia; Rodentia; Cricetidae. Gene Ontology annotation, biological process: anatomical structure morphogenesis; regulation of transcription by RNA polymerase II; cell differentiation. Gene Ontology annotation, molecular function: RNA polymerase II cis-regulatory region sequence-specific DNA binding; DNA-binding transcription factor activity, RNA polymerase II-specific. The record is from RefSeq and is a predicted model, not a curated record.
AUGAACUUGGCAAGAGCUGGGCACCUUCGCUCCCCUCCGCAGCCCAGUCCCCUAAGCUCCGACCAGGAUGAGGUUGAGAUCGACGUGCUGGCAGAGGAGGAAGAUGGAGACCAGACGGAGGACGACGAGAAGGCGGAGGAGAUAAGCCAGAAGUGCCUGGAGCCGCCGCUGCCGGGGCCCGGAGCCCGCACGCUUCCCCGGAGGAGCGCGGGGGACCGCGGCAGCCUGAGCACCUCCUCGGGAUUCAUCCGUAAGUUCCGAGCGCCGCGGACAGCCGCGACCGCCGCAGCCGACGGCCCGCAGCCCGCCAAGCCGCCGUACUCCUACAUCGCGCUCAUCACCAUGGCCAUCCUGCAGAGCCCGCACAAGCGCCUGACGCUCAGCGGCAUCUGCGCCUUCAUCAGCGGCCGCUUCCCCUAUUACCGCCGCAAGUUCCCCGCCUGGCAGAACAGCAUCCGCCACAACCUGUCGCUCAACGACUGCUUCGUCAAAAUCCCCCGCGAGCCCGGCCACCCGGGCAAGGGCAACUACUGGAGCCUGGACCCAGCCUCCCAGGACAUGUUCGAUAACGGCAGCUUCCUCCGGCGCAGGAAGCGCUUCAAGCGCCACCACCCGCCCCCGGGAGGCCCCCCGCAAGGCCCCUUCCCUCUGCCCGCUGUGCCCGCCACCCUGCACGUCUCCCACCCCAGCCUCCUGUUCCGCUACUCUGCCCCGCCGCAGCCUGGCCUCGGAGCCCAUCCUGCCGCCCCGCCCGGGAGCCGCCCGUGCGCGCCGCUGCACCCGCAUCCGCUCCGCUACCUACUGCUCGCCGCCCCCGCCUACGCCGAAGCGCCCAGAAAAGCCGAAGAGGCGGACCCGGCUACACCCCGCGCCAUUCCCGCGCUGCAACCCGUCCUGGGUUCCCAGCCUUGGGACGGGGAGGAGGGCUCCGGAUCUCGGCCCGGACCUGGGUGUACCUCGUUCACCAUCGAGAGUAUCAUGCAAGGGGUGAGAGGAGGAGGAGGAACCGGGGCUGCUCAGAGUCCGCCCUCCGCUCCGUGGAGCUACUGCCACCUGCUGCAGCACCGGUCGUGCCUGCUGCACCCCCAGGCCGUUUCCCCUUUGCUGCAAGUGUCCGCUGCCGCCCGGACAAUGCUGCAGCAGGAGCCUCAGCAGGAGCAGCAGCAGCAGCAGCACUGUGCCCGGAGCUGCGCUCCAGGUAAAGGCAUGCGCCUGGGCCGACACCUGUCGGCCGUUGCGGCGCUGCUGAGGCAUCAGCCUGCGGCCGAGGACUGCAGGCUGACAACUCUGGCCGCUCUUUCCGGCAGAGAGGGGACCUUGCCUGCAUUUUAAACAACAUCCGCGCCCAGCCUCCAGGCUGAUUCACCCUGGCACACCUGGAGCCAAGUGGCAGGGUGGAACCACUCGCUGUCUGGGUUUGCACCCCACGCCUGCUAGGCUUGUGCGUGGAAAACCAGCAGCGGAGCAUGCACUAAGUCCCGCCAAACUGUUACUACUGUGUUCUGCUCCCUUGGUGACCCGAACGCAGGGAAAUCUGGGGGCUUCAAGUCUCGCUUGUCCGCUUCAGUUGUGGCUUCCUCGGCUUUUCCGAUUUGCAUACUUCCUGGGGACCUAUGAACUAUGAACGUGAGUGAGAUGUUUCGUUGUUAAUAAAAACAGAACAGCUGGCAACACAAAAACACUUCCCCCAUCUUCAUUCCCUAGGGACUGCAAGUGU